CCAUUGUUAACUAUACAAACACCCCGAUGAUUAAACUAAUUAACCCAUGUAUAAUGUAAUUUUACGGUGAUUAUCGGUCCAUUAUUACCAGUUUACCACGCACGGGGCCUGCAGUAAAAAAAAACGGCAACUACACACGGGCCGCAGUAAAAACCAGCGGGUGUGUGGGUGUGGUUGUGCGUGUGCUCAAAUAGGCAGACGCCUCCCCCCACUCACAAAGCAAACCCUCGCUCUCAAAUCUCCUCGCUCCGCCUCCGCCUCCGCCUCCGGCCGCGCCGCCGCGCCGCCGCGCCGGGAGACCCGCCCCGCCACGGCCCGCCGACGAAGAACGCAAGCAGACGACACCGCAGAUGCAGAUCUCGCCGCUCUGACCGGGAAACGCGCCGACGGACUGACCGAACGCUCGCCGAACGCAUUUCGCCACGAAUCCACCGCCCCCCGUCGGAGGAAAGGAGGAGGCUUUCCCGUCCGUCCGCCCCUCCCUAGGGCCCGAUGCACCCGAGGUCGCGCAUUCGCGGACGCGAGCCGCCGCCCCCGCCGCCGCCGCCGUCAUCCGGAGGACGAUACCGCCGACGGUCCCCGCCCCUGCCGCCGCCCUCCCCGCGGCCGCAGCACCACCAGCGCCGGGCCCCGCCGCGGCGCAGCAGCCCCGAACGGCCGCCCCCGCGCCGCCUGCUGGCGUUGGACGAGAAGCCCCUCCCGCCGCCGGCGGCCGCGCUCGUCGUCGCCGCCGAACGGCGCUGGCGCAACGACGUGCUCCUCGAGGCCGGCCGCCUGGCCGCCCACUACCUGGUCGCGCAGGGCGUCCUCCCCGACCACCUUCUCCACGCCCGGGAACACCCCAGCCCCAAGCACCACCACGUUCUCCACGCCAGGGACGACCCCAUCCCCAGCCCCCGCCCCGAGAUCUCCGCCCCCGCCGCCUACGCCAGGAAGAGGGAUGACGACGGGCCGCCGCGCCCUGAUGACGACCCCAGAUGGCGACGCAACGGCGGCGGCGGCGCCGACUGGGGCCGCGACAAGAGGGACGAGGACGACGGCGCCAGGCUCGCCCGGGCCAAGUCGGGCUGGGACCGCAGGACCCAGAGCUUUGACGGAAGACGCAGGUACAACGAGGGCGAUGGCGGACGCGGUGCUGGCGGUGACGCCGACCGGGGCGUUCGCCGGAGCCACCCGUACGACGAGAAGAGGAGACCCGCCAUGUCACGCUCCUACUCCCAGAACGACCGCCGGGCCUCCAGCGACGACCGCCGGCCGCCCCCCAUCGAUGACCGCCGUUUGCCCUCUGUUGACCGCAGACUGGACCGGAAGCGGAGGAGCAGAAGCAGGAGUAGAAGCCGGAGCCGGAGCCGGAGCAGAACCAGGCCCAGGAGCUCUUACAGUGGCGGCCGGAGGGAUCCAGACUGGCGACCACGCGGUGGUGAUUUUGAUCAGCCACGCAGUGGCGAUCUGGAUCAGAGCAAGGUGCCAGCAGAGUCUGCAACUGUUGCCAGCCGCGACCGCGAUGUGGACGGCGAUGAUGUCGAUAAACUGCCGGGGGAUCCGAAGAUUCCUCGCUCGGAGGUGGUGAUGGUGGAGGCGAAAGACGGUGCCGGCCGCGAAGAUGAAGCUGCAGUGGAACCAGAGCAUGAUGGUGCCAGACAUGAAGAUGAAGAGGCAGAGUAUGAGUAUGAAGAGGUGGUGGAAUCAGAUGAUCAUGGUGAAGAUGAUGAUGGUGUCACCUAUGAAUAUGAAGAGAUGGAAGCAGAGGACAAUGGCCAGGACGAUGAGGCUGCUGCUGUUGCUGGCUUGAAUGAUGCUGAUGCUGAUGCUGCUGAAAUAAAUGCCAGCCACCAACUGCCCAUGGUGGAUGUUCAUCCAUCACAGGCUGCUGAGGAACCGGCGCACACGCAGCCCCAGCUCAGCUACGUCGAGGAGGCCACGGAGGCGGGCGUUGCGCGUGUGGAUGCAUGCCUGAUUGAACCAGUGGCUGAGAACAGUGGUUGUUCUGAGGUUACAGGUGAAACGGAGGAUCUGCAGAGUCAACCUGGAACUGGACUUCAAGCUGGAGGUGAAAUGGAGGCUCUGCAGAGUGAACUUGGAACUGAACUUCAAGUUAGAGGUGAAAUGGAGGUUCUGCAGAGUGAACGUGAACUUCAAGUUGCAGGUGAAAUAGCGGCUCCGCAGAGUGAACUUGAAGCUGAACCACAAGUUACCGAUGAAGUGGCGGCUCCGCAAAGUGAACGUGAAACUGAAAUUCAAGUUGCAGGUGAAAUGGAGGCUCUUCAAAGUGAACCUGAAACUGAACUUCAGGUUGCCGAUGAGAUGGAGGCUCCGCAAAGUGAACUUGAAACGGAACUUCAAGUAGCAGGUGAAAUGGAGGCUCCGCAUAGUGAACUUGGAACUGAACUUCAAGUGGCAGGUGAAAUGGAGGCUCUGCAAAGUGAACCCGAAACUGAACUUGUCGAGGAAACCCCACAAGCGGAAAUUGAGCUUGGAACUGAACAUCAAGUGGCAGGUGAAAUGGAGGUUCUGCAAAGUGAACCUGAAACUGAACUUGUCGAGGAAACUCCACAAGCGGAAAUUGAGCUUGGAACUGAACUUCAAGUGGCAGGUGAAAUGGAGGCUCUGCAAAGUGAACCUGAAACUGAACUUGUCGACGAAACUCCACAAAUGGAAAUUGAGCUUGGAACUGAACUUCAAGUGGCAGGUGAAAUGGAGGCUCCGCAAACUGAACAUGAAUCUGAACUUGUUGAGGAAACUCCACAAAUGGAAAUUGAAGCUGCUGAUGGUGAUCCUACUAGAGAUGAAGAAGAGCUGCCGGCUUGGUAUCAAAUUUUUGACCUCAAUGUCGACGGAACUCGUGAGAGCUGUGAAGUGACUGAGAUUCCUGGUGAUCCUCCUGAAGAACAUGCUUGUGAUUCUCUGCCUGAUUUAGUUGGUCAGAUGAGCCAGCAAGCAUACUAUGAUCCUCCAGAUACUCAAGUUCAAGAUAAACGUGCAGAUGAAAACCAACAGUUCGAGGAUGAUCAGGUGCUUCUAAAUCAGGGUAUUGGCAUGCAUGAUUUGGAUAGGAACUACCAGAACAGCGAGCAGAUGCUUAUAAAUCAGAUAGCCGAUGAGCAUGGACAGGGUGAUCAACAGCUGGAGGGCGAGCAAAUAAACAAUGAGGAAACAAUGCUAAAGCAAGAUGCGGAGGAGCAGGUGCAGAAUGAGCAAUUGUUACCUGAUCGUGCUACAGACGUUAAUCACCAGAUAAAGGAGGAACAAAUGCUUCUAGAUCGUGUUACAGUUGUGCAUGACUUGGAUCAUUGUGAUCUGAACGGUGAACAGAUGCUACUAAAUGAUGGUUCAGUUAAUAAAUCUGCAGUUGAUGGGGACCAGUUAAAGGAUGGGCAAAUGGACCGGGCUGCAAAGAGGCAAGCUACACUUCGCAGCCUGGACAGUGGUCAAAUGAUGAUUCCUAUAAUUAAUUUGGAUGACGACGACGAUGAUGAUGAUUAUGCAGAGCAGCCUGGUACCAGAGAGUUCUUAGAACCCAAAAGUGAUGCCUUACACGUGGAUACUUUUCUGCCAGAACGUAUGUGUUCUCAAGACGAGCAAGCCGCAAGCUUUCCUGACCAUCAGACUAACAUCCCAGCAUCUUCUUCAUCGGUUCCACCACAUUCCGGAAAUAGGUGGACUGGGAUGGGAGCUGUCAAUGCACAGGGAAUUCCCAGUGACGAUGGCGUCCUAUAUGGUGGUGCGUUUGACAAGAUACCAUCAGAAGUGAUCAAUGUGUGGGACCUGCCGUCAUCUGAGCUGGGGAAGUCCUGAUGAGCUAGCCAGCCUUGGUGUGUUGUAACUUGCACUCCAGCUUACUGUGUGUCAGUUGUUAGUUAUCCUGGACCGUCGAAGGCCGGGCGCUGGAGCCGGUCGAGCGGUCGUUGUUGAUGUGAUCUGUACUAUGUGGUCUUAUGCUAGGUAGUAGUUUAGUUGUGUUGCUGUUAGAUCCCUAGUAGUCAUAUUUGGCUGCUGGUCCAGGAAGUAGUGGCUGGUGCCUCCUCUGGUACAGGGUAAGCAAACACUACCCUGUAGGGUAGCUUGUUGACAGCCAGCUGCUCCUCCUACAAGUUUUGACUGCAGAAUGAUACCGAGUCCUGUUCAUCUAA
Triticum dicoccoides is the source of this 4130-nucleotide messenger RNA. RefSeq names its product retinitis pigmentosa 1-like 1 protein. Lineage: Eukaryota; Viridiplantae; Streptophyta; Magnoliopsida; Poales; Poaceae. The transcript has 5 exons. The coding region runs from base 493 to 3795 and encodes 1100 amino acids. The record is from RefSeq and is a predicted model, not a curated record.